AUGUCAUACUAUCCAACUUCGAAUUACACAAAUCAGCCAGCUCCAUCAUAAUAAUUGUUUGAUAACAAAGAUUAAACUUUAAAAUAUAUUCCUGUAAUAAUUCCAGCCUAUGGAAAUAAUGAAAACCAUCAAUAAUAUUCAUCUUAAUAAUAACACUCUCUUAAUUAAGUCACACCAAAUUAAGAAUUUUCGAAUGUACAAGUCAAUGAUCAGUUAAUAUUUUCUACUUCUAAUUUAAUUAAAGAUAAAGACUUUUCACAAUAAAAACAGUUGCUCCUUAAGAUUAUAGGAAUAUUUAUUUCAUGGACUAUUCUUUCUGUUUUCCUCUUUUUUCUAUUGAUGCUGAGUGUCUUUAAAGAAUUAAAAAUAAGUGCAAUCUAUUUAAUUUUGGCUAUUUGUUCUUUAAUAGCUAUUGGAUUUUUGAUUAAAUUAGGGAUUAACUAAAAGUAUAGAAAAGUAAUAAUUAUUACAUGAAUUUUAGACAGAAUCCAGUUUACUGAUACUUUUUGGUCUAAUUUGUAGCUACACAUUAUUUUAUAUUGGGUUAGUGUUUUUUUUAUUAAUAUCAGUACACAAUUAUUCGGCAUGUAAAAGUCACAUAUUAUUUAUAGCUGUGCUUAUUAUUACUGUAUUCUAAUGUAUGAUAUGCUUUAAUUUUGUUACGAACUUCAUAAUUUUGAUCUACCUCUUUUUUGAGAGAACUAAAAUAAGAGUGAUUUGUAAUAAAUAUUAGUUAUCUGUAGAUGUUUGUUUAGUGCAGAUUGCCAUUAUUGUCCUGCUGGGGAUCUUAUAUUUACCCUUUUUUUAUUUAAUUAUUGUAGUCUUACCCUAUCCUAUUUGUAUUUUGAAUGCUUUCAAGCAAAUUUUAAAAGGAAGAGUAAAUAUUUAAUUUUUAUCAUCUAGUUUAAUUUAUAAUCAAAUGAAGUAGUUACAGCAUCAAUUGCAGUAUUUUAUGGCAUGUUUGUGGGCUGUGAAGAUUGA
This is a messenger RNA of Paramecium sonneborni, 981 nucleotides long. Lineage: Eukaryota; Ciliophora; Oligohymenophorea; Peniculida; Parameciidae. The record is from the annotation of a GenBank genome assembly.